Helicoverpa zea (corn earworm) is the source of this 1905-nucleotide messenger RNA. RefSeq names its product proton-coupled amino acid transporter 4-like. Gene Ontology annotation, biological process: amino acid transmembrane transport. Lineage: Eukaryota; Metazoa; Arthropoda; Insecta; Lepidoptera; Noctuidae. The record is from RefSeq and is a predicted model, not a curated record. The transcript has 13 exons. Gene Ontology annotation, cellular component: vacuolar membrane. Gene Ontology annotation, molecular function: amino acid transmembrane transporter activity. Bases 1 to 1905 code for a protein of 634 amino acids.
AUGCCGAAAAAGAAAGUAUUUUUCGUGUAUGGGAUGACACCGACUAAAGAUAACCAAAGGACCAAUCAAGUCACAGGGUCGCAAAGAGCUGAGGAGUCUAGUAGCGGUCCCCCAGAUGCCAGUACUUCGGCAAAUGCAAAUCAAGCUAGAAUUGAUCCUUCACCGUCCACGGAUCAAGACCAAUCAUCUACUUCUGGUCAACCAGAGAGAACUGGUCAACCUUCGACUGACCAGCCGACGAAUCCUAGUCAACCAACGGCAACGUCUCCUAAUCAACUAAGUUCUCCUAAUCAACCAUCUUCUCCUAAUCAACGAACUUCUCCUAAUCAGCCAUCCUCUCCUAACCAAUCACUGACUCCUAGCCAGUCAGGGCCUCCUUCCCGACCCCCUAGCCGGCAAUUACCUCCUCACCAAGCACCAUUGCCACCAUCAAUAAGAAUAUAUUCUGACACCGACAUAGAAAUGUUCAUUGGUUCGACGUCACGAGCGUUGGCAGCGCCUUCCCGGCCAUACAGGGAGUCGUCACCAACGGGAGCUAGUUUGCCGUCGUCGCAAACAAACAGGGCUACUUUCAGGCAUUUAGCUCAUAUUUCUGCGAACCCUGAUCCGGGGGUUGAUUUUGAUAGAAGUCCUACGCCAAGUUUGUAUACUUUAGACAGAGAUAUAAAGAACUAUAUACAUAAGAGAGAAAGCCAUUCAUACGAAUACUAUCCUGGGACUGAGAGAACGGUUUACGAUUACAUUGAAGAGAGGAAUGAUAUGUAUAAUACUAAUCUGAUCGAGUCCACUGCUCACCUCAUCAAAGGCAGUCUGGGUGCUGGAGCGUUGAGCAUGCACGAAGCAUACAUGUAUGGGGGUCUAUGGACUUCGCUAGUUGUCACUAUCGUCAUAGGAAUAACCAUAUCGUACACCAUGCUUAUGUUAAUAAGAUCAGCUCAAAAAGUGUAUCGUAGGUUAAGGAUAUCGAAGCUGUCGUACCCUGACUUAGCUGAAGCAGCAUGUGCGACGUCCCCUUGGCGGUUUGUCAGAAAACUUAGUAAACCUUUUAGAUAUUUAGUAGAUGCGUGCAUAAUUUUUGAAAUGUGUGGUACUUGCUGUAUUUACCAAAUCAUGAUCGGCUCUUCGAUAAAACAGAUGUUUGAAGGCAUUGACUAUGAAUUUGCUAAAAGGGUGAUGGGUAUCCGACUUUACAUACUAAUAAGUGCUCCUAUACUUCUGCCGUUGUGUCAGAUUAGAAGUUUGAAGUUUUUGGCACCGUUCUCCAUGUUGGCUGAUGUAUUUGUUGCCUUGUGUGUCCUGACAACCCUAUACUAUAGUCUAAUAACCUUAAACGCGAAUAUUACCGACCGGUAUGCAUGGAAGAACAUCCACGGUUUCUUCAGAAUAGCUGGUAUAUGUAUGUAUACUACAUCAGGUAUCUGCGUGGCUCUACCUGUUGAGAAUAACAUGAAAAGACCAAGGUAUUUUCCUCAAGCUGUUCGAUUAGCUACGAUAGUAGUGUUAACUUUGACGGUGACGACUGGUGUUUUCGGCUACUGGGCUUGGGGUGAAAGUUGCAAGAGUCCUAUCACAGUGCAUAUGCCCCUUAAUAUAUUCACAACAAUAUUACAAUUUCUAUUGAUAAUGAUGCUGAGCACAUCGUUCGCUGUUCAGUUUUGGGUGCCCUUCCGAAUAAUAUGGCAUUACCUUGUCAGACGAUACAAAAGGAAGCAAGCUAUAUGGGAGAGGGUUCACCGUUUGAUCAUGGGAUUAAUAGUAAUGGCGUUUACUAUGCUAUUCCCGAAUGUAAUAUCAGUCAUGAUUUUUCUCGGCCAAUUCUUCAUGGGUCUCGUGGCACUUGUAUUUCCAGCUACCAUAGAAAUUAUGGUUGAUUGGGAAGAGGCAUACAGUCACAGAGCCAGGUAA